CCUGUCAUACCUGUGAUUUUGAUUAAAUCCACAAUGGCUCAAGCUGCGUCUAAAACCUGCGAGGUUUGUGUGAGUGCCCCUGGGUCACACUAUUGUAUAGACUGUGAAGAAUACUAUUGUGAAAAUUGUAAGUUUGUACAUAAUAGGCAGAAGUUAUCGAGAAAUCAUCAAUUUCAGAAAGCCUCCGACAGUAUCCCGGAAGGUAAAUCUAGAUGUAGUGUACACAAAGAAGUAUUAUCCCUAAUUUGUAAUACAUGUAAUGCACAGAUAUGCACACGUUGUGUGACAGAAAAAAAACACAAUGGGCAUACAUUUUCCCAGAUUGUUGAUGUCAUCGUUCAACUACGUGGAGAUAAUGAAACGAAACUUCGUGGCAAGAUAAAUGAAGCAAAUCAAAAAAUAAAGAAGAUUGAGGAAAGCUUGAAUGUGUUUGAUAAUUCCGUGGAGUCUGUUAUAAAAGCCAUCAACGAUGAAGGCAACAUGAUUAAACGCAUGGUUGAUAAAUCUGUAGCUCAGAUCAUUGCCUUAGUGAAAGAACAAUCCAAAAAGGAGAAAGACAAACUGAUGAAUAUGUUGUCAGAUGCUAAAUCCGUGCUUGUUGGUGGACACACCUUAGACAGAAAGAGAAAUGAACUAGAUAAGACCCGACAGGAUGGAAGUUUGGUACAAAAGAUCAAUAUUCUGAAAGAAGAAAUUGACAAACUACAUAUCAAUUCUCUUCCAGAGUUUCCCAAUAUAUCCUUUAGUCGCAAAUCUGUAGCUGAAGAUGACAUUAGACAACUGAUAGGGACAUAUAAUAUUAGAAAUUGUGCACCAGUCCUAGAAAAAAAGGAGCAACGCCAUGAAUAUUUACACAGAUGUUCUGGCUGUGGGCGUGAGGACAUUACACCAUUCGGAGACGAGUAA
Molecule: messenger RNA, 906 nt
Organism: Mytilus trossulus (common blue mussel)
Lineage: Eukaryota; Metazoa; Mollusca; Bivalvia; Mytilida; Mytilidae
Product: transcription intermediary factor 1-beta-like
Exons: 3
Coding region: 34-906 (290 amino acids)
Molecular function (GO): zinc ion binding
Source: RefSeq, a predicted model, not a curated record